Messenger RNA from Nicotiana attenuata, 993 nucleotides. RefSeq lists its product as uncharacterized. Lineage: Eukaryota; Viridiplantae; Streptophyta; Magnoliopsida; Solanales; Solanaceae. The transcript is spliced from 3 exons. Bases 1 to 993 code for a protein of 330 amino acids. The record is from RefSeq and is a predicted model, not a curated record.
AUGGUCACUGUUAGAGCUGUUCUAUCCAUGGCAGCUAUGUAUGGUUGGCGCUUGCACCAGAUGGAUGUGUUUAAUGCAUUUUUUCAAGGAGACUUGGUGGAAGAUGUCUAUAUGGUGCAACCUCCAGGUUUUGCUAGACAGGGGAGUUGUCUAAGAGUCACUAUGUAUGGUUGGCGCUUGCACCAGAUGGAUGUGUUUAAUGCAUUUUUUCAAGGAGACUUGGUGGAAGAUGUCUAUAUGGUGCAACCUCCAGGUUUUGCUAGACAAGGGAGUUGUCUAAGUCACUAUGAUUACUCUCUUUUCACCAAGAAACUUGAUGGUCAUAUUGUGAUCAUUCUUGUGUAUGUGGAUGAUCUUUUGAUCACUGGUUCUUCUUCUUCUCUUAUUCAUGCCACUAAGGCAUCACUUCAGCACCAUUUCAAGAUCAAGGACCUGGGGGAGAUGAAGUAUUUCCUUGGUCUUGAAAUAGCUAGAAGCAAAGAUGGGAUCUCUGUCUGUCAAAGAAAAUUUGCUUUGGACCUAAUUUUAGACUUAGGUUUGGCAGGCUCUAAGCCUGCAAACACACCCUUGGAAGUCAAUCAAAGACUUACUAGUGUGGAAUAUGACAAAGGCCUUGGAGCUGGUGAUACAGAGAUAGAUGAGGCAAUGGAAGAUGCUACAAGUUAUCAAAAACUGGUGGGCAAGCUACUAUAUCUUACUAUGGCUAGGCCUGACAUAGCCUACACAGUCCAGAACUUAAGCCAAUUCAUGCUCUCUCCCAAGAAGUCACACAUGGAAGCAGCAUUAAGAGUAGUCAAGUACCUCAAAAAUGCACCUGGUCUAGGAAUUCUACUGUCUUCUAAGAGAUCUAAUGAGCUGAUAGUUUUUUGUGAUGCUGAUUGGGCCACUUGUCCCAUGACAAGAAAAUCAAUCAGUGGCUUUGUUGUCAAGAUUGGAGACUCCUUACUCUCGUGGAAGUCAAAAAAUAGAGUACUAUAUCAAGAAUUUCAGUAG